CAGCAGGCCCAUCCACCCCCCUUGCUGGCCCUGCUGCCUCCGAUCAGCGGCCUCUUCCUCUGGCCGCGGCUGUUCUCUCUGGACCUGACUGGCGGGGGGCGGGGCCGCAGAGCCGCGCUGAGACCCCGAUUGGCGGCGCCCCAGCCCCGCCGUCCCUCCGCGGUGUUGAGGCCGGGCAUCCUCCCCCUACCCCGUCCUGUGGGGAGCUGCGCGGGCCUUCCCGGUGCGUGACACAGCGGGGCUGGUGUGAGCGGGAGCUCCCCGAGCGGAUCGGGUUUGGGCGCAGACCGGCUGCCCUCACCGCUGCUGUGGUGCUGUGUUCCCGCCUUACCUUGCAGGCUUUCAGGUACAUUGUCAAUACCUUGCAGAGGCAAUGGAGAUAAUGAUGCAAACUCUGUUGUAAUUAAAGCAUAAAGAAAAAAAAGCAUUCUUAGCUCUCAGUACUCUGCCAGUAUCAUUCAAUGCCUAACAUUUCAGAAGAUGAAAAGGAGAAUGGUUCUGGAAAUAAUGGAAACACCGAAAACAAACCUGGGAAAGAAUCCCCAGAAGCUUCGCUUCAUGAUCCCAUUAAGCCGUACUGCAUGACAGAUGCCUCCACUGCGUCCUUGGUAUCGAGGGGAAAUGGGCAUUAUCCAUGGGGAUGUCCUGUGACUCAUACACGAGAAAAAUUUUAUACCAUCUGCUCAGACUAUGCUUUUUUAAACAGAGUAACAUCUAUUUGUAAGAGCCCAAGUGCUUCAGUUAGUGCCUGCCUGUCAGGCAGUGCUGCCUUAAAUGUUGGAAAUAACACCCCUGGCUUACUCGGAAUUCAAACUGGUGCUUCAGAUAUAAUCUAUAGUGAAGAUGCUAACUUGGAAGGCUUGUCUGGUGACCUUGGAAAGCUUCCCCUGGCAUGGGAAAUCGACAAAUCAGAAUUCAAUGGCGUCACCACCAAUCUGAAGAACAAAGCAGGCAACAUGAAGAAGCAGGUGACAAAGAAAAAAUCUGUAGACAAGAAAAGCAAACACCACAGGGAGUGUCCUCAGCGUUCUGCCCUUGAAGAUGUGAAGGAGAGGAAAGUGUUGGACCUCCGGAGAUGGUAUUGUGUUAGCCGACCUCAAUACAAGACUUCCUGUGGAAUUUCAUCUUUAGUGUCUUGCUGGAAUUUCUUAUAUAGUACACUGGGAGCUGGAAGUUUACCACCUAUUACUCAAGAAGAAGCUUUGCAUAUACUGGGAUUUCAGCCUCCAUUUGAAGAGAUUCGAUUUGGUCCCUUCACUGGAAAUACAACUUUAAUGAGAUGGUUUAGGCAAAUAAAUGAUCACUUCCAUAUCAAGGGAUGCUCAUAUGUUCUGUAUAAACCUCAUGGGAAGAACAAGACGGCUGGAGAAACUGCUGCAGGGGCCCUUGCAAAGCUAACGCGUGGACUGAAAGAUGAAUCAAUGGCCUACAUAUACCAUUGCCAAAACCAUUAUUUUUGCCCAAUUGGAUUUGAAGCAACCCCAGUAAAAGCCAGCAAAGCCUAUAGGUUGCUGGAUUUGGACUCGGGAGACCUAGGUUCAGUUCCCAGUUCAACCACAGACUUCCAGUGUGACUUUAGAGGUCGUGUCUUGCAGCAAGAAGUAGAAUAUUGGAUCUUAAUUGGAGAGCCGAGCAGAAAACAUCCGACAAUACACUGUAAAAGGUGGGCAGAUAUUGUCACUGACCUAAACACCCAAAAUCCAGAAUAUCUAGAUAUUCGUCACCUAGAGAGAGGAUUGCAGCAUCGAAAAACAAAGAAGGUUGGAGGAAAUCUUCAUUGCAUCAUUGCCUUUCAGAGACUUAGCUGGCAAAGAUUUGGGCCUUGGAAUUUUCCAUUUGGAAACGUUAGACAGGAUAAACAAUCCCAAACCCCAGGACAAGGAAUUUCCAAAUCUGAGAGUGAAGACAAUAUCUCUAAGAAACAACAUGGACGACUGGGUCGAUCAUUCAGUGCUAGCUUUCAUCAAGAAUCUACAUGGAAGAAGUCUAAUCUUCGUGAGAGGAGGAAUAGUGGGUAUCAGAGUUAUAAUGAUUAUGAUGGAAAUGAUUAAAAUUAACUUUAGAUAAUAGACUUGAUAUAUUAAAGUUAGUUUUAAUCAAGGCAUAUUAGGGAUCUAUUAGUCCUAGAAUAAGUAUGAAUAGAAGUUUUGGUACAAGAUACAUCUUCAUAAUCAUUAAAUAAAUCUAAUUAUAUGAUUGCAGUGGAUGAGAUCUGAUGUAUAAGCUGACAGAUAAGCACAGGUUAUUGUAUUUUUGCAAUCAAAACUAAAUACGACUGCAAAAUCAAUCAUUUCUUUUGAAAUAAUUGUAUUAUGUCCUCAUCUGUGAAAACAAAAGAGCAGAUUGAAAAUAAUUGAUGUUAUAAACAGACUUUGUUGAAAGUACUUAGUAUUCAAAAGCAUGGAAAUUUAUGGUAUGACUUUAUAAAAAGGAUUGUUCUUCAAGUUAUGUAAAGGUAAAAGCAAACAUUGCCUUCCUUUUGAACACUCCAUUUUACUGAGGCAGCCCAUAUCCAGUGAAAAGGAAAACAAAAUCAUACAGGUUAGAAAGCCUUGUCAGAUUUACACAGUGAGUGUACAUUCUCCAUUUAGUGCCCAGUGGAUUUCUGUCAGGCAGAUAAUCAUAUUUUGUCAAGCAGGUCUCAGUUUCUUUUCCCUUAGCUAGAUACCUGUUUCAGACUGAGAGAAAUCACCUGUGGUGGGGAAUAUUUGAGGAUGGACCUUCUAUACUGCUUUUGCUCUGCAGGUACAGUAACUGAAUUCUUACCCUGGAGCCUUUUGAGAGCACAGACUCAACACAAGCUUACAGGAUGCGAUGUUAAAAAGCUGCAUUUGCCAUUAGCCAAAUGAGCUAGCUGAACACUGCGUUCUGUUGGCAGUUCUUUUCCUUGUUCAUUCGUGAAACCUGUCAUUUUUCUGCCGCUCUUUUAAUUUUUGUGUGACGGGGAUGCAAGUGCUGAAAGCUGCUUGCAGCCCUGAUAAUGUACCUCUUGGGCAGCAAACAGCCCAAGUUUUUUCAGGUGUCCCUGUGCAGUCUCCUUUUUCUUUUUUCCUAAUUUGAAAUUUUAUCAAAUUGUUUUCCCAAACACAUCUCAGUGGUUACAACUUUCUGUGUACAGACAUUCAUACCUGCUCACGGAUUAAUUUUUUGACAUAAAAAGAUUUGUCAUGGAACGCAGGGGUUUUGUAGGUCGCUGCUUUUGUUAA
This is a messenger RNA of Melopsittacus undulatus (budgerigar), 3206 nucleotides long. RefSeq names its product basic, immunoglobulin-like variable motif containing (gene BIVM). The transcript has 11 exons. The record is from RefSeq and is a predicted model, not a curated record. Bases 462 to 2051 code for a protein of 529 amino acids. NCBI's taxonomy places the organism in Eukaryota, Metazoa, Chordata, Aves, Psittaciformes, Psittaculidae.